GCUGUGCGUCAGAUCGAAAAAAGAAGGCACCGCAUUCAGGAUCGCAAUUUGUUGGAACAAAAGCUGCCCAUUUCGGUCGAAAUUCCCCGGGCAAAAAGUGUCCCGUUCCUUCGGUAACCAGCUGCAGAACCUGGGCGGUGAUCGUUCCUAGCGAUGGAGUCCGAAAAUGACGUUUCCACCGAGCGUCAAUCGGUCUCACGGGAAGCGACUCCGGUGCGGGAGGAUGGCGAGGGCGGCGGUGACGAAGAGCAGCGAAAGUCACGGUCCCGCUCGAGGAGUUCCAGCCCGGCCAAGUCGCGGUCGAGAUCGCGCAGCGGAAGUGCGGCCAGUUCGAAGCGUUCGCGGUCCCGGUCGGGCAGUCCGGCGGCGGACACAACCGGUGGGGAGCAGCAGAAUACCACGCACGAUGAAAGUGUGGAGUCGAGGGAGAGGAGUCGGUCAAAGUCGGGGAGUCCGGUGAAGAAUGGGGAGGCGGCGCCGGCGACGGACAGGUCGCGGAGUGGAACGCCGGCUUCACGCAAGAGUCGCAGCCGCAGUGUGGGUUCGAAUCGGUCCAAGAAGAGCCGAUCGAGAUCGGGGUCACGAUCGCCGUCGAAGGCGAAAUCUGGCGGUUCGCGAUCUAGGUCGCGGUCCAAGUCCGUGUCUAAGGCAAGGUCGGGGGGCUCGCGAUCCCCCUCGAAGGCACGGUCCGGCUCGCGGUCAAAAUCCAGGUCACGCUCCCGGUCCAAGAGCGGUUCUAGGAGCCGCUCGGGAAGUCGGUCCAAGUCGCGCUCCCGGUCCAAGAGUGGAAGUCGGUCCAAGUCACGUUCGCGCUCGAAGAGCGGUUCCAGAAGUCGCAGCCGCAGCGGAAGUCGCUCAAAGUCUAGGUCCAGAUCCAGAUCCAAGAGUGGCUCGCGAAGCCGGAGCCGCUCGGGAAGUCGCGCAAGUUCGCGCCGCAGCCGCAGCGGAAGUCGCUCCAAAUCUCGCUCAAGAUCCAAGAGUGGCUCGAGAAGUCGCAGCCGUAGUCGCUCAGGAAGUCGCGCUAGUUCUCGUCGCAGUCGUAGUCGUAGCCGCAGCGGAAGUCGCUCAAAGUCACGUUCCCGGUCAAAAAGCGGAUCGCGCAGUCGUUCUGGAAGUCGGGCCAGCUCGAAGCGUAGUCGCAGCCGUAGUUCGGGCAAGUCCCGCAGUCGGUCCCGGUCCAGAUCCAAGAGCCGUUCGGUGUCUCCGUCGCAGCGCAAGAAGCGUGCCGCUGUGCUGAGCGACUCCGAGGACGAGGGAGGAGUGGACAAAACGCCCAAGAAGCGCGCAAAAAUCACAGACUCCGACCACGAGGGCGAGGAGUUGGAAGCGGAAGCGGAGGCAGCUGCGGCGGCCGCCGCAGAAGCUGCUGGAACCGGAGAAGGAGGAGAGGGCGAAGAUGCGCCCGCCGAGAGACCCCUCGUCGACGAGGGUGACUCCGACGAUGAGGGAGUGCGCGAGGGACGGGGAGCCGACUUUGCGUCCGAUUUUGACCUGAUGUUGGCCCGCAAGCGCGAGGAAAAGACCAAACGGCGCAAGAAGAACGACAUCGAUCUGAUCAACGACAACGACGACCUCAUCGCCCAGCUCCUGCAGCAGAUGCGCCAAUGCGCCGAGGACGAUCGCAUCCUGAACCAAGAAGGUCGUCCGGCCACCAAAAAGAUCGCCAUCCUCAAGUACGCCAUGUCGCAGCUCAUCAAGAAGGACCUCCAGCUGGCCUUCCUCGAGCACAACGUCCUCAACGUACUCACAGACUGGCUCGCCCCACUCCCCAACAAAGCCCUCCCCUGUCUGCAAAUCCGCGAAAGCAUCCUCAAGCUCCUAACAGACUUCCCCUGCAUCGACAAGUCCUACCUAAAGCAGUCCGGCAUCGGCAAAGCGGUCAUGUACCUGUACAAGCACCCGCGCGAAACCAAGUGGAACCGCGAGCGGGCCGGCAAGCUCAUCUCCGAGUGGGCGCGGCCCAUCUUCAACCUCAGCACCGACUUCAAGGCAAUGACCCGCGAGGAGCGGCAAGAGCGCGAGCAAAAGUCGAUCGGAGCGAGGGCCGGCAAGAGCGCCAAGGCACCGGAACCGGCCGGCCAGAGCAGCUCCAGCAAGAAGGGACUGCCGUUCACCGAGGCGGACAAGGGUGCCCUCCGCCCGGGUGACAAGGGAUGGGUCCAGCGAGCCCGCGUCCCGAUGCCUUCGGACAAGGAGUACGUCGUGCGGCCAAAAUCAACCAGCGAUGUGGACAUGAGUCGGAUUACCAAGAAAAAGAUGAACCGUUACGAGAAGCAUCUGAAGAAGUUUAUCGACGCGAAGCGGCUCAAGUCGUCCCGGCGGGCGGUGGAAAUUUCGAUCGAGGGCCGCAAGAUGGCACUGUAGACUAAAUAGUACUGUUUUAACUUAAUUCAUCCUUAUAAACACUUGAGAAAAAAAAAUACUGGAACUUUAUUUUGAGAACAGCAGGAAGGAGGCAGAAAACAUUUAGAUAAUUUGUGGCGUUUUUUUUUACUUUCAUGAGUAUUUUUUUCUUUUUUCAUUUGUCAUUUCAAGUAAAAUAACUUACUUUUUCUGUAUUUUUGCUACGAGGACAGGCGAAGACUUGAAUAAUACAUUGAACAAUGUCCCCCA
Messenger RNA from Culex pipiens pallens (northern house mosquito), 2613 nucleotides. RefSeq names its product IWS1-like protein. Gene Ontology annotation, cellular component: nucleus. The record is from RefSeq and is a predicted model, not a curated record. Gene Ontology annotation, biological process: poly(A)+ mRNA export from nucleus. Lineage: Eukaryota; Metazoa; Arthropoda; Insecta; Diptera; Culicidae. Bases 154 to 2364 code for a protein of 736 amino acids. The transcript has 7 exons.